ACAAAGCUCUACUACUUUCUUUUGCUAAUGGUUAAUGUUAUUUGUAGCCUACAUCUGUUACCAACAUUUAAAAUGAACUGGGUUACAGCAAUGAAUUUGCGGCUGUUUUGUCCGUUGCUAGUGUAUUUUGUCGUUUUGGCUCCGGCAAUGUAUUUUGAUUUGGGAAAACAGGAGGAAAAAUGUAUCAUUGAGGAGAUUCCAGAGGACACACUGGUGACAGGUUUCUUCCGGGUAGAGUAUUGGGAUGAAAAUAAGAAGGCCAAUACCCCACACCUUGGUUUAACCGUCACUGUGAGAGAUCCACAGCAUUCGGUAAUCUUGUUAAAACGCUUUGGGAGAUAUGGAAAAUUUACCUUUACGUCCCAUGCUUCGGGUCAGCAUUUCUUAUGUAUGAAAUCCAAUUCAACCAGGUUCUCUGUGUUUGCUGGUGACCGCUUGAAAGUGCAUUUAGAUGUCCAAAUGGGUGAGCAUACCAUUGAUCCUAGUGCUGCCAAAACAAAAGACACUAUGAAUGCAAUAGAGUACAACCUGCAACAUCUCAUUGACCAGAUCCGGUACAUUAGCAGGCAGCAAGACUUCCAGAGGGAACGUGAGGAGAUGUUUCGUCAAAUGAGCGAGGAAACAAAUGGAAACGUUUUGUGGUGGGCUAUUAUUCAGACAUCGAUACUGCUCUCUGUUGGAUUCUGGCAAAUGAAAAGCCUUAAAGACUUUCUCAUCGAAAAGAAGUUGGUUUAGUUUUAUGAAAUUAAGCCUGUAUGUUCUGUAUGCAAUCUUGUUAGAAACAUUUGAAAAAAUACAUGUGUGCAAAUGACCGGAUAGUUCACCCAAAUAGGAAAAUUCUCCCAUCAUUUACUCACCCUCAUGCCAUCCAGGAUGUGUUUGACUUCCUGUCAUCUGCUGAAUAUAAACAAAGAUUUUAAGAAGAAUAUCUCAGCUCUGUAGGUCCAUACAAUGCAAGUCAACAGGGUCCAAAUCUUGGAAGCUCAAAAAAGCACAUAAAUGCAGGAUACAAGUAAUCCAUUAGACUCCGUAGGUUUAUUUGUUUAAUUUAAUAUUUAGUCCUUUCAGAUGGAAAACAUUUAUACAUAUAAAUGAUGCGAUCCAAAGUGCAUUUGAACAGCGGUGAAACAAUUUCUUAUGAUGUGUUACAUUCAUACGAGCAGACAGAGAAGUAAGUUUGAAGUAAGUUUGGAGCAGAAGAAAUAUUAAAUAAACCUUGUGUAAAUUGUCAGCUUUGCGCUAUGCUAAAAUGCUAUUUCUAGCCAUGUUACAUGCACAUGUUACCAGACAUGAUCAUAUUUUUUUUUAUCAAGAAAAUUCACGUUGGAUCAUAAUUAAUUUUUUCUAGUAAGACCUUUAAUAUUAGGGCAAAAAUCGUAUUCUUGAUCAUUUUUGUAUUUUUUCUCUGUAAAAAAUAUCUAAAAAUCCUUAAAACAAGAUCAGUUUGAUUUAUAUUGUUUUAGAAACAACACUGGAUAAGAUAUUUCAGUUUUUCAGAAAAUGUAUUUUUAACAUGUGUAUUUUGUCUUACUGUACUGGCAGAGUUUUUAUAAUCAAAACAAGAGAAAAAAUCUACCAGUAAUCCAAAGUAUUUAGAAUACAUCACUGACCUUGAGUAAUCUAAUGGAAUACAUUACAAAUGUAUUCUGUAAUCUGUAGUGGAAUACAUUUAAAAAGUAACCCUUCCACCCCUGCUUAUAUUGUAUGGACCUACAGAGCUGAGAUAUUCUUCUAAAAAUCUUUGUUUAUGUUCAACAGAAGAAAGAAUGUCAUACACAUCUGGGAUGGCAUGAGAAUGAGUAAAUGAUGAGAGAAUUACAUUUUUUGGGCAAACUAUCCCUUUAAGGGAUAACUAGUUUCAUUCUGCAAUGACCUUAUUUCAUAACUGGACUAGUUUCAAUAAAUUCA
This is a messenger RNA of Xyrauchen texanus (razorback sucker), 1908 nucleotides long. Its product is annotated as transmembrane emp24 domain-containing protein 11-like. Gene Ontology annotation, cellular component: Golgi apparatus; endoplasmic reticulum-Golgi intermediate compartment; COPII-coated ER to Golgi transport vesicle. Gene Ontology annotation, biological process: endoplasmic reticulum to Golgi vesicle-mediated transport; Golgi organization; intracellular protein transport. The coding region runs from base 28 to 735 and encodes 235 amino acids. The record is from RefSeq and is a predicted model, not a curated record. Lineage: Eukaryota; Metazoa; Chordata; Actinopteri; Cypriniformes; Catostomidae. The transcript has 5 exons.